Messenger RNA from Cuscuta epithymum, 1867 nucleotides. NCBI's taxonomy places the organism in Eukaryota, Viridiplantae, Streptophyta, Magnoliopsida, Solanales, Convolvulaceae. The record is from the annotation of a GenBank genome assembly.
UAAAUUCUUCCCGUAUCUAAUUCCCAUUCAUUAUUCCCCAAUUAGGAAAAUAAUAAUCAUAAAAAAUUAUAUAAAAAGGGAGGAAACCCCGCUUUCCUCUCUGUUUAUGUGGUGCGAACAGGUUGCUGAUGAUUCCACCGCCAUCUUGAUUAAGAAUCAUCAUACUUCUUCCUUCCAUCUGCAAUGAUUUUUCCAGCUCCUUGAGAAUCAAUAAUUUCGUUUCAUAGCUUUUCCUGUUUCUCUUGACUCAAAUCAAAUCAUGUUUGUUGUGAUCUUAUUGGCGAUCGUCGCUGCAUUUUUUGUUCUGCCUUUCGCGUCGAAAUCUUCUCUGCUGUUUCUGUUGAAGAAAUGGUUUCGAGUUCUGGAGGACAAGUGCUAUGAGCACCAGUUCUAUAAGGUGCCGGAGUUCAACCAGAAUAUGCAGGAAAAUCAGCUGUACCGGAAAGUGUCUACUUAUCUCAGUUCCUUGCCCGGCGUUGAAGAUUCCGAUUUCACAAACCUGUUUUCCGGCGGGAAAUCGAACGAGAUCAACGUCGUUCUCGAUUCGAAGCAGGUCGUGGUCGACACGUUUUUGGGCGCUAGGGUUUGCUGGACGAACGAGGAGAGCGAGAUGAAAUCGUUGGUAUUGAAAAUCCGCAGAAACGAUAAGCGCCGGAUUCUUCGAUCAUAUCUUCAGCAUAUUCUCUCGGUGUUCGAUGAAAUUGAGCAGCGGAGGAAGGAGGUGAGGCUGUACAUGAACAUCGAUAAGGAUAUGGAGAAGUGCGGGCGGUGGAGAUCGGUGGCGCUGACGCAUCCCGCGACGAUUGACACGGUGGUGAUGGAUUCGGAUCUCAAAAACAAGGUCAAAUCCGAUUUGGAAACGUUUCUCAAAUCCAAGCAGUACUACCACAGGCUCGGCCGUCUCUGGAAGAGGAGCUACCUGCUCUACGGCCCUUCCGGUACCGGAAAGUCCACCUUCACCGCCGCCAUGGCGAAAUUCCUCUGCUACGACGUCUACGACGUCGAUCUAUCCCGAGUCUCCGACGACACCGACCUCAAAAUGCUUCUAUUGCAGACGAAGAGCAAAUCUCUGAUCGUGAUCGAAGAUCUGGACCGUCAUCUGCUCGGGAAAUCAACGGGCCCGACGUUUUCGGGGAUCCUCAACUUCAUGGACGGAAUCUUCUCCUGCUGCGGCGAAGAACGAGUCAUGGUGUUCACGAUGAACGGAAAGGAUCAAAUUGAUCCGACGGUUCUGCGGCCGGGAAGAGUAGACGUCCACGUGUACUUCCCCCUGUGCGAUUUCAACGCUUUCAAGAGCUUAGCUAGCAGCCACUUGGGUUUAAAGGAUCACAAGCUCUUCUCUCAGGUAGAAGACAUUUUGCAAACCGGGGCGAGUCUGAGCCCGGCCGAGAUCGGGGAACUCAUGAUUUCGAACCGGAGUUCUCCGAACCGGGCCUUGAAGUCGGUCCUCUCUGCGUUGCAUAACAACAGCGAAGAGAGGGCUGCUGCCCGGCACACCCGGAGGCUGAGCCACAGCGGGUCGGGCCGGACCAAGGAGGAAUCGGGCAGUUACGGAAAAGAAGGGAUAAAAGAGGUCCGAAAGUUGUAUGGACUUUUGAGGAUAAGAAGUAGUUCUAGGAAAGAGUCAUACGAAUUAGAUGCCGCAGCAGAGAAAGAAUAGUUGACCGACAACAAAAGGAUAGUUGUUUGUUUUAGAUUACUUUUUGUUCGUGUAACCCAUUUGGGGCGCUUUCGAGAUUGUCUUUUCAUGUAUAAAAAUACUAGGAUUUUGCUUCUUGUACACAUCGGAGUAGUCGGACAUUAGGUGCGUACACAAACAACAACUUCGUAAGAAAUAAUAAAGAAGACGCUCAUAUGUUGAUUUUUU